Molecule: messenger RNA, 2781 nt
Organism: Drosophila erecta
Lineage: Eukaryota; Metazoa; Arthropoda; Insecta; Diptera; Drosophilidae
Exons: 3
Coding region: 546-2273 (575 amino acids)
Source: RefSeq, a predicted model, not a curated record
GCCGCAUGGCAUUUUUAAUCGUCAACGGCGCGGUCACACUGAAUCGGGCAACAUCACCGUGAAAAAAGGAAAGAAUUGGGGAAAAUGUGGUUUUCGGUCAAGUGAUAGCCGCAACGCAGGUGAGCUGGGCCGAGGGAAAACGGAUAACCGAACCGUGAAAAGCGUCAACUGGCCGGAAAACUCCUUGGCUGGGCCCUAUGCAAUUCCUGGCCCCAAAAACUUGUCGACGUUCGGCUGUUUUUGUUGUUGUUGCUGCUGCUGCUACUGCUGCUGCUGCUGCUGCUUGCUGAUGGCUGCAUUUUCGUAUUGGCAUCGGAUUUUUCUUGGGUACCAUUCGACGUACAUAUAAUCCGUAGGUGAAAAAUCCAGAACCGAAGGGUGAUGUGAUGAGAAGGCAGUAAAAGAAAGGCAGUAGAUACAGCAGAUCCGUCGGAUAUUUCUAAUUAUACAACCCAGGCCGUAGCAAAAACGUAUUUUCACCCGAAGAUCCGAAACUGGUUAUACACACAUCGCAAGGAAGCACGGGAGGUUGGGAGGGCUGCUACAUGGACAAAAUCAAGUUAAAGGUUAUUGGCGUGCUGCGCGAACGCGAUGGUGGAAAUCGUAGUGGUUCUGGAGGAUUGGCAGCAAGUGCUGGAGCAGGAGCUGGAUCUGGCGGAGUAUCGGCCACCGCUGGUCAUCAGUUAGCCUCCGCAGGAGGAGUGGGCGUGGCGCAGCCCUCGAUUGGGGUCACGCCGGAUAAUAACAACGAAGGCAACGCCCCGGGAAGUGGAGGAGGUGGAUUAAUGGAACCCCAGGCAACGGCAGGAGCCGGACCCUCUGGGGGAGUCGGUGGCGCCGCUAGAACAUCGGUGCUACCCAGACCGCAGACCUCCAAGAUUAGCGCCCUAGACCUGGCCGGCAUACUCAACACCCGGAGAAGACUCGAGUGGACCAAGGAGUGGCUGCGCAAAAACCAGGCCGAGUUUCUCAGCAAGGAGAAUUUACUAAGUGAACUGCAGUCGCGCAAGGAUGAGUGCUAUCACUUGAAUUACUUCCUAGCCAUAACAGAGAGCCAGUUUCGGUAUCUAGUGCAAAAGCUGGAGCCCAUCAUAAGCCAGUAUGCUCCGCAACGCAAGAAGAAGUCCUUCAGCGCCGAGGAGCGACUGGCCAUAACGCUCAAGUAUUUGGCAACGGGUGAAGUACAUUCUUGUCGAAACUACUGCUUCCGUGCCUCGAAAUUUGUGAUAAACGAAAUGAUUGCCAAUAUCUGUCUGGGCUUCUACGAGCACCUCAAGGACCAAUACGUGACACUACCAAAGACUGACGAUCAGUGGCGCAGCGCCGCCGAGGAGAUGGAGCGCAAGCACAACCUGCCCCACUGUGUGGGCAAUCUGUUCAUGCGCAGCAUCCAACUCCAAGGCUCUGGGACCGGUUCGAGUUCCGGGGCGGCGAGCAGCGCAUCCGCCGCUGGCGACGAUCGCAAGCGCGCGACCGUCAUCUUUACGGGCAUCGUGGAUGCCGACAACAAUUUCCAGUACGCAAAGGUGGAACGGGCGGCGAGCAGCCGACCCAACGACAUCUAUAACCAGACCACUGCCGUUGAGCUGAUUAGGCACAAGAUGCACGCUCUGGAGGAACAACAGUCGGCGGAGAUGGACCGACAGGGCUAUUACUUUGCUGGCGAUUCAGUGCUGCCAGCCACCUCGUAUCUGGUGACCACACGCAAUCUGCCCAAGGAUCGGGCCGUACUGGAGGCCCUCGAGCAGGUCAAUGCCCACGCGGAUCAAACGAUGCGGAUACUGUGCAACAUGUUCCCAAUUCUGGCGCAGCCGCUGCGCAUCAGUGACAAGCACAUCCGCGAAGUGGUGCUCGGCUGUGUGGCCCUGUACAAUUUCCUGCGCAAGACGGACGACUCAUUUCGGCGCACCAGCGACAGCAUCGUGCAACAGAGGGCAGAGCAACAGCAACUGGCCUACAGUGUCGAUAGCGACGAAAUUGACGACGAUUGCAUCAUGCUGGCCACCGAGGAGGAGUUACGCGAGCGGGCGGAGUUCACGCCCAGCGUCGGACUGACCACCUGCUUCCAGCCGCUGUGUACGCAGCGUGGCGAGACGCCCGAAGGUCUGGCUAAGAGGGACUGGCUGCUUCAGCUGGACUUUGGCCAGCAGAGCGGCAACGGAAGCGGUAUUGGCAUUGGAAUUGGAAUUGGCAAUGGUAACAUGAGCGGAAACGGCGGCAUGGGCGGCAGUACAGACAGUGCGAGCGGCAGCUCAAAUGGGAGUUUAUAUUAGUGCAAUUUACCUAAGUACUUUACGAAUUUUGUAUAGUUCCUUGUUUUAUAUUUUCUAAAUCUGUAAUCUGUAACAGCAUCUGUUGCCCCGUUGCCACGUUGCCGACUAUUGUUUACCUCUCUCCUUUGGCGCAUUAUCUACUGCAUACCAUUUAUGAUUACGUUCACGUUCGUUCCAUCUGCGUUCCGUGCUUCAUCUAGGGUUCUGUAUAGUUAGCUUAGUUUCUUGCGGAAGUUCCGGUUCGGUGAACGAUGCUAUGUGAUGUCUCAAAUCUCUAUUGUGGCCCAGUGCACUGCUCCUGGGGAGCGGCCUGCUUAUGAAACGGGUCUGGAAACAAAAAUAAAAGGCGGCAGCUGACAAAAAUGUGCGAAGUCGAAGAAGUACAUCGGAAACAGAUCAACAAAAUUAAAAUUUUAGUAUUCGUAUUUAAGCAAAAAAAAAACAAAUUAUACAUAAUUAUAUUUACAAAUAAAUGUGUAAGGAGUGGUCUUUACGUGUCGAAACCUUA